UGUCUGUCUAUUUAGGUUAGGAAGUUAUCUCUAUGCAACUGUCAAGAAGCUCAACGCUUUUCAACGAUCUUUUCGUGUGCUCUUAAUAUUGUCAUUAAAGUAAUUUAUUUGAAUGUUUUGUGCCGAAUGUCCACAUUCGAAUAUGUGAUUAGUUGUAUUAUGUGCACUGUAUUUAGUCGAAAGUCCUGCCAUGGCAAAUAUACCUGUACGCCUGUCUGAACUGAGAACCGAUGAAGGCUCUUCCUCCCGGAAUUCAAGGAGAAGUAAAAUACCUGUCAAUGAUGGAAAUAGAAAACGAUCUAUGUCCACUGAACCAAAAUCGUGCACAAAAAUCAAAGCAGUACCUGUGCUUCCAGUUCCACAGCAAUCAGCAUUUCCAUUACGUAGGAGUCGUAGUGCUCUGAGCCUUUGCUCUACACCCUGUCGUACACCAGUACGUCAUCCAUCACAAUCUAGGCCACCAAGUACAAUUCGUCCAAAUCAGGAAAAGGCAUUGAAAAUUAGUGAACAAACAACUGCUUUGCAAAAAUACUUGGUUGACAAUGAAUUACCUAUGCCAAAUGGUGGAUUAAGACAAAUGACUAUCUCUCAUUUCGUUAAUUAUCUUCAGCAUUUCACAUCAUUACUGACAGCAAAUAGAAUUAAAAUCACACCGACCAAUUAUAUUGAUGAAAUGAUGAAAAUGAUGAAAUUAUUCAAAUACAAUGGUCAAUUAUCGAAAUCUAUUUUACUAGCACCUAUGACCAGACAUUCGUGGCCUCAUGCUUUAGCACUGCUAACAUGGUUUAGAUUAAUAUGUGAAGAAUUAUUCGAAGCGAACACAUGCUAUUUACCAAAUGAUCAGCAAAAUCAGCAAAUGCUCUGCAAAAUGGAUUAUAUUUACAAAAUGUAUGAGCUCUUUAAUGAGGGUAAUGAUUCCGAAGUUGAGAUUUUAGUUGAUAAAUGUGUUACUGAACUUAGUUGUCCAUCGUUACUCGAGAAUUUAAAUGAUAUGGAGGCACAAUUGGUUCAAAAAAGAGCUCAAAUUCACAACUUCAGAGCAAUACUGGAUGAAAAGCGGCAACAGUAUGAAGAUUUAAGAAAAGGAAGAGAAUCCUUUAUGCAGCAACAUCAACAUCUUAUUGAAUUAGAAGAGAAAAGGCAGAUAUUGUCUGAUAAAUUAGCAAAAUUAAAAUUACAGAAAGAUAAGAUUCUUGAAAAAAAUAACACCUUGCUUGAAGAGAAAAAAACAUUACAAGCACAAGUACGAGAUCAACCAAUGAACAAGCAUCAAAAAUCUAUAAUUAAAUCUCAAGUAGUAGCAAACAUAGAAAAACUAAAUAAUAAUAAAGAACUUCGGCAAAAACAUACUGAACACAAUUAUGAAUAUGAUUUAAAAUUAUUACAAUUGGAUUCAGAGUUGAAUAAAGUUUUGGUUACGUACAAAUCUUUUAUGUGCAAGUUAUAUGAGCAUCUAACACUUCUUAAUCUAGAUUUUAAUAAGGAAUCUCUCCAAAUAACACUUGAAGUUACUGAUGAUCUGACAAAACUUAAACAAACGUUAUUAGAAAAAAUUAGUAUUUUGCAAACAUGUUCUGAAGCACUACAAGAAGAAUUAUCAAAAAGUGAUGACUCAUACAAAGAUCAUUUGAACAAAAAGCAGCAAAGAAAAGACUUUAUUGAAAAUAUGAAACAAGAAACCAGAACACUUUUGCUGGAAGAUCAGUCAGUGAUGCAAAACAUAAAUGCCUUAGAAGAAAAUAUUUCCGAAAUAUAUCAACGGUUGGAAUUAAAGCAAAAAGAACUGGAAAGUACUAGUAAAGAAGUUGAAAAUAGAUAUUAUAAAUUAAAUGCUCAGAAAAUAUUGCUAAAUGAGCUUACAGUAAAAAUGAAUGAAUCUAAAAUGCAAUUGAUAGAAUUAAAAGAAAAUUGUAUGAAAAUAAGGAAAGAAAAACUCGACUUCGUCAAAAAGGAGAGGCAAAGAAAUAUGGAUGCAAUAACAGCACUGCAUGAAGCAAUUUCAGGCAUGAAUAAUAAACUUAUUUCGUUUUGGAAAAAAUUUAGUGAAGAUCAAAAUAGUUCGUGAGUAAAUUGUACAUUAUAUUC
This is a messenger RNA of Ctenocephalides felis (cat flea), 2085 nucleotides long. RefSeq names its product probable kinetochore protein NDC80. The transcript is spliced from 2 exons. The record is from RefSeq and is a predicted model, not a curated record. Lineage: Eukaryota; Metazoa; Arthropoda; Insecta; Siphonaptera; Pulicidae. Gene Ontology annotation, biological process: attachment of mitotic spindle microtubules to kinetochore. The coding region runs from base 191 to 2065 and encodes 624 amino acids. Gene Ontology annotation, cellular component: Ndc80 complex.